Orbicella faveolata is the source of this 1373-nucleotide messenger RNA. Its product is annotated as multiple coagulation factor deficiency protein 2 homolog. Lineage: Eukaryota; Metazoa; Cnidaria; Anthozoa; Scleractinia; Merulinidae. The record is from RefSeq and is a predicted model, not a curated record. Gene Ontology annotation, molecular function: calcium ion binding.
UACACGGCUUAAGCUUCUUUAUUAGUUAAAUGAAAUAUGGCAAACAGAAUCAAAACCACAAGCUUGUCGAUCAAGCCGUUUCAUUAAUACCCAUGGUGAUUAGGCGAUCUCUGAUUGGCGGGUUUUCCACGUACACCUGUCUGUCUGUAUAAACGAAAUUCGAAUGGUUUCGCCCGACCACGAAUAUAUUUACAUUUUCACUCGCGAACGAUGAUUCACUGCAAUAAAAGAAAAUGCGAAUGUACAGCGUUAUUUAAUAGUCGGCCAUUGUGAACUCACAGAGUGCGAACAAUGUUCCCUCUACGAUUAACUUUGAGUUGGUAUGGAAGAUUAUCGUUUAUUUCUUGGCUAGUUAUUGCUGUACUUCUUGGACAUGUCGAGAGUUCAAAAGAUCGGAAAAAAGCACAGCGGGUUUUAGAACAUCAAGCCAAAGAUUUAUACCAUGUCAAGGAACAUUUGAUGGAACAGCUGGGAAUGGAUGACGAAGCAGCUACUAAAUACCUCAAUGAAACUAGAAGCGAAGUUCAGUUUUUCCUGAUGCAUGAUUUUGACAAUAACAACAAGUUAGACGGACUGGAGAUAUUUCAAGGCUUCUCACACCACGACCAUUCUGAAGACGAAGGUCACCAUGAAUCAGAUUCUUUUAAUGAGGACGAUAUGGCAGAGUUUGUUGACACUAUCUUAGAGGACCAGGACCGUAAUGACGAUGGCUAUAUCGACUACCCCGAGUUUAUGGCCUCUUUCAAGCACACACAAGCGCGCCCUAUCGAUGAUACCCGUACUGGAAUCUAAGAUACGCUACGGCGAGCUACUGCUUUGGCUUCUUUGGCCGUGAGGGACUGGGUUGACAACGCUGUUUUCUCCGCAAAACUCAAACGGAUUAAGAUUUUGCUGUGUGGCAACGGCGUGUGCGGCCUCUACGUGUCUUAAGAAAAAUGGCUUCGUUCAAGGAAACCAGGGACUUAAUUCUACUUUCCGAUACGAUAUAGGCUUGAUUAAUGACGAGGAUUUCCUUCUUUUGUAUUUGUCUUACAUCUCCAAGAACUUAGAUUUGCCUCUCAGCUGGCGUUUUAGAACCGCCUGCAAUUCCAACCAAAAAAAACAAAAUAUCACUGAUUAAAAGCUCGAUUUCAGCACGGGCUGGGUAUUCUUACAACGUGAGAAGUCCGAAAAUACAAAACUUUUGAUUCUAAUAAAAUACAUUUUGAACAGCGAUGAACAAUCAUUGCUCAGCUUAGUACAUGCGAAGCUUUCUUAUUUGCGGCUAUUCGGCCCAGUACUAACAUGACUGUCGCUCACGGUAGAUGUUUAAAUCGUUCACAUUUUCUGUCAUUCUCGUCCCCAAAGGCCGCGCUCGUUUUGGUCAGCACCAA